This is a messenger RNA of Spodoptera exigua (beet armyworm), 2786 nucleotides long. NCBI's taxonomy places the organism in Eukaryota, Metazoa, Arthropoda, Insecta, Lepidoptera, Noctuidae. The record is from the annotation of a GenBank genome assembly.
GCUUAGUACAUGAAAAUUAAGUAGUGUGACGAGGAUUCGGCCGUGGCCGGUCCAAGAAUUUUAAUACAUUUUGUUUGUGUUGCAAUAGUUACACCCCAAACAAGAUGGCCCAGGAAAACAGCAACUCCACUUUGGAGAUGGGAACCAGUGACCAGGUCCUGGUGGCAACAAAACGCAAAAAGACUAUAGGAUACAUAGUGGGAACUAUCGCCAUGUUGGCCGUAGCAGGAGUGGUGAUAGCUCUGAUCAUCGUGCUAUCUCCUGAUAGUACCAGUGCAACCCCAACACCGGCACCGAUUGUCUCCACAACAGAUUCAGGCGCCACGGGCACAACUGAAGGCCCGACUUCACCUUUAACCCCAUCCACUACACCUUCUACAACUACAUCAACUACAACAACUAGUUCAACAACGACAACCACGACUACGACUACAGAAGCUCCUGAUGGUCCCCCUGGGCCACUAGACUUGGAAGAAAUCAUUGAUGGAGCAUUCUCGCCACCGUCGUUCAACGCCACUUGGACAUCAGGUAGCGACCUGAUUCUCCGAAACGAGAAUGGUGAUUUGGUGCUAUAUGACGUGGAUAGUGACUCAAAUACGAUUUUAGUUCACAACACAUCAAAGAUUCUACAGGAGUCAAGCAGGGUGAUGCAACUAUCUCCUGACGGCAAAGAAGUUAUUUUGGCACACAAUGUAGGACCGAUAUACAGAUACAGUUUCUUGGCUCGCUACACUGCAGUGAACUUAUUGAACGGGGACGAAGUACCCAUUGCUCCUCCAGGCAUUGCCACAGAUGACGCGUUCCUGCAAAACUUCGUGUGGGGUCCCUCAGGAACAUCUUUGGCCUUCGUCUACCGAAACAACAUCUACUACCAGGCUUCUUUGAAAGACGCCCCUCGUCAAAUCACGACAACAGGCGAAUUGUAUGUCUUGUACCACGGUAUCCCCGACUGGGUUUACGAAGAGGAAGUCUUCGGUUCGAGCAACGCUAUCUGGUUCUCCGACGAUGGCGUCAAAAUGGCAUAUGUUACCUUCGACGAUAGUGAUGUGGAUGUGAUGAGAGUUCCUCAUUACGGUAUCCCUGGAGAUGUGAGAUUCCAGUACACUCGUCAUCAUGAUAUCCGGUACCCCAAGGCUGGCACAAAUAAUCCAACUGUUAGGGUGACAUUGAUGGAUUUGAACACAAAUAAUGUCAACACUUACGAUGCACCUGCUACUGAUAUGGACCAGCCUAUUUUGAAGACGGUAAAGUUCAUAAGUAACACGGCCAUUGCCUUAGUAUGGACGAACAGGGUGCAAACUGCUCUGAGAGUGCAACGCUGCACGGCUGGUGUAACUGCUUGCACAACGUUGUUCAACUAUGCUGAGACCAACGGUUGGAUUGACAACAUUCCGUUCUUCUUCAACGAUGCUGGAAAUGCUUUCAUCACUAUUCUGCCCCACGAUGUCAACGGUGUUCUAUUUAAGCAAAUCGUUCAAGUUACUGAAGGUGCUGCCACAACCAGGAAUAGGGUCAACAAUCCUCAUACUGUCCUUGAGAUCCUCGCUUGGGGUUCUGAUGAUGUUAUUUGGUACAAAGCAACAAGCGUCAGUGAUUCCCGAGAACAGCACAUAUACUCAGUCAAUUCUCAGGAUGAAAUCUCCUGUUUCACUUGCAACAUCCGUCGUACGGACGGAGGUGAGUGCCUCUACAAUGAGGCCACAAUGAGUGCCUCCGGAGACAAAAUCACCAUCAACUGCGCCGGACCUGAUGUACCACAAAUCUUUAUUUACAAAACCAACGGCGAACUGAUUCGUGUCUGGGACUCAGGUGUGGAUCUGUCAGCUAUCACGAAUAACCGCGUCCUGCCCGUCACUAUCCGAGCACAAAUUCCUACGUCACUUGGUCAAACAACCUCUGACAUCCACAUCCAGGCACCUGCAGACUACGCUCAAAGAACUAACGUACCAUUGCUCGUCUACGUGUACGGUGGUCCCGAUACCGCUCUAGUGACGAGGCAAUGGAGCCUUGACUGGGGCAGUUCUCUUGUCAGUCGCUGGGGCAUUGCCGUUGCUCAUAUUGAUGGCAGAGGAUCUGGUCUAAGAGGAGUCGCUAACAUGUUCGCUUUGAACAGAAAGCUCGGAACUGUUGAGGUUGAGGACCAGAUUGCUGGUGCUAAAUUUAUCCAAGACAACUUCCCUUGGAUCGACGCCAACCGUACAUGCAUCUGGGGUUGGUCUUAUGGAGGGUACGCGGCCAGUAAGGCGUUGGCUGAAGGCGGAGACGUCUUCAGAUGUGCAGCUGCCGUCGCUCCUGUCGUUGACUGGAGAUUCUAUGACACUAUCUACACGGAACGGUACAUGGGUCUGCCAAGGGCGGAGGACAACGCUGAGGGCUAUGCAGUUUCCUCCCUUCUCACCGACCAAGUGGCGGAGUCUCUCCGUGACAAGAGCUAUUUCUUGAUCCACGGCACAGCUGACGACAACGUGCACUACCAACACGCCAUGUUGCUAUCCAGGCUGUUGCAGAGGCGAGAUGUUUACUUCACGCAAAUGAGCUACACUGAUGAAGACCACGGCCUCGUUGGUGUAAGGCCACACCUCUACCACGCACUAGAGAAGUUCCUACAAGAAUACAUGUUGUAAUCACUUAAGACAUUCCAAAAUUGUUAGUUCGAUAUUUGCUCAGUGGUACCUCUAUUAAAUUAAAAAAAAAAGAAAGAAUGUUUUCUUUCGUAAAAAGUUCUUAAUAUUUUUAACGGAUGGUAGGUACUUAGUCAAAACAAAAGCAGCAAGUAUUAUUGAUAG